AGGGGCUUUCUCAUCAAUUGGGACUUAGCAAAGUUACUUACCAUUCAGGGUCCUCGACAAACCACCCGCAUGGGAACCUGGCAGUUCAUGUCUGCUCACCUCAUUAAAAAUAGUUUUGCUGUCCAUGCUGUUGAGGAUGACCUCGAGUCCAAUCUGUAUGUUGUUCUGUGGAUGGCCUUGAAGUCCAGGGAGAGCUACAUGAGUGUCAUUGACCGGAUGCAAUUCAUUUUGCAGAUCUUCAAUGCUGAUCCGCUGGUGGGGACCGGAGGAUCUGCGAAA
Suillus plorans is the source of this 279-nucleotide messenger RNA. RefSeq lists its product as uncharacterized. The annotation marks the transcript as partial. The transcript has 2 exons. NCBI's taxonomy places the organism in Eukaryota, Fungi, Basidiomycota, Agaricomycetes, Boletales, Suillaceae. The record is from RefSeq and is a predicted model, not a curated record.